CUCAUCACUUUCCUCCUCCUCCUUCAGCUUACAUCAUCCCUCUCAAGAAAAGAAGAACAGCCUUUACCUCAUCGUCUCUCCAAAAAAAAAUGAAACCAUCGCCUAAAAUCCUCGUCGUCUUUACAGCUACUGGCAAACAAGGAGGGUCUGUGAUCAACUAUGUUCUCAAUCAUCCAGAACUAUCCAGGCAAUACAAGAUUCGGGCUGUGACCCGCGUCCCAUCCAAACCAGCCGCGCAAGCCUUGCAGGAACGAGGAGUCGAGGUUGUCAAAGCGGAUCUAUUUGACAAAAAGUCGAUCGACGCUGCUCUCAGUGGUGCCCAUACUGUCUUUGCGAAUAUUGCCACCAGCUUUGAUGAGAGUGUCUAUCCUAAAGAAAUGCUUCAAGGCAAGAAUUUAGCGGAUGCGGCCGUCGCCGCAGGAGUCCAGUAUAUCAUCUAUAGUACUUUACCACAUACACGCGAAGUCAGCGAUGGCAAACAUGCUCAUGCGGAUGCUUUUAACGUCAAAGCCGACAUUGAGGGGUACAUUCGGUCUCUCCCCAUCAAGAGCGCCAUUUUCGCACCAAGCAUGUUUUAUCAAGACUUUUAUCAAAUGUUUUUUGUUCCUAAACGCCAAGAUGACGGGACCUUUACCAUAUUCAGUGUUGUCUCUCCCGACAGUGGGAUUUAUUGUUUUGAUGUUGUUGGUGACACAGGCAAGUUUGUGGGCGCUAUUCUCGCAGAACCGGACAAGUUUAAGGGUAAAACCUUGUGUGCAGGAGCAGACUUUUGUACGCAUGAGGAAAUAGCAGAGAUGAUCAGUAAAGCGACAGGCAAGACGGUUAGGUACAAGCAAGUGUCUGUGGAUGAGUUUGAUCAUAUCAUACCAAGCACUCAUAGCAGAAUUACCGCUGACGUUAUGCUUUUCCUGGAGGAACACGGCUACUUUGGUCCAGAGGCGAAGGAGCGUGUCGCUUGGUCUACCAAUCACAUCCAUGAUAAGCUAACCACAUUUGAAGAGUUCCUCCAGAAGAACCCUCUUCAUCUGGAAUGAGCAUUCAUGAGAAAAUCCAUUGAUGUGUGUUCAAAACAAACUUCUCAGGAUACAAAUAGUAUAAGCGAGUUCCAGUGCUGGUGAGAUUCAAGUUAAGCAUAAGCCUCAGAUGGUGGAUACAUAUUUCAGACGAGUAAAAUAUGCAGAGGUUCAGAUAGUUUGCAAAAUAAAAG
Lobosporangium transversale is the source of this 1207-nucleotide messenger RNA. RefSeq lists its product as hypothetical. The coding region runs from base 90 to 1034 and encodes 314 amino acids. Lineage: Eukaryota; Fungi; Mortierellomycota; Mortierellomycetes; Mortierellales; Mortierellaceae. The record is from RefSeq and is a predicted model, not a curated record. The transcript has a single exon.